Molecule: messenger RNA, 1010 nt
Organism: Salvia miltiorrhiza (redroot sage)
Lineage: Eukaryota; Viridiplantae; Streptophyta; Magnoliopsida; Lamiales; Lamiaceae
Exons: 2
Coding region: 71-952 (293 amino acids)
Molecular function (GO): polysaccharide binding
Source: RefSeq, a predicted model, not a curated record
CCAAAUAAUUAACAUUUCUCUCUCUCUCUCAAGGCAUCAAUUCUCCCAUCUGAAGUAGUGAAGUGAGAGAAUGAACACUCUUCUCCUGGCCAUAAUGUUCCACUCCAUUGUGACAUCAGCCAUGGAAACCCCAUGCAAGAAAAGCUGCGGCUCAAUCCAAAUCAAGUACCCUUUUGGCUCCGGCCGCGGCUGCGGGUCCCCUCGAUUCCACCCCUACGUGGCGUGCUCCGCCGCCACCAACCAGCUCCUCCUGACCACCCACACGGGCACCUACCCCAUCACCUCCGUCGACUACUCCGGCGGCGUGAUCACCGUCGCCCCGCCGUGCAUGUCCAACUGCACCGACAUGCAGCCCACCUCCACCAGCUUCGGGCUGGACUGGGCGGGGCCCUUCCAGCUGGGCCCCUCCACCUUCAUCCUCUUAGGCUGCUCCUCCUCCACUUCCUCCGUCGCCCUCAGGGGCACCUUCAUCUGCGACGCCUCGUCUGCCUACCUCUGCGCCACCAUCUACUCGUGCCCCGCCGUCGUGGCGCUCGGGCUGCCGCUCUUCCCGCCCACCAACACCUGCUGCGUCUACUCGCCGGCGAAUCUGGGCCCCAGGGAUGAGCUCGAUCUCGCGGAGCUGCAAUGCGCCGCCUACAGCUCCGUGGCGGCGCUGGGCGAUGUGCCCACGGAUCCGGCGCGGUGGCAGUACGGGGUGGCGCUCAAGUAUACGUUGGGGGGGCUGGACGAUUACAAUAUGGCGCCCAGCUGCCAUGGCUGUGAGCUGAGCGGCGGCGUUUGUGGGUACGCGCCGCCGAGGAAUUCGUUCGUGUGUGUGUGUGGGUCUGGGAAUACCACCACGGAUUGCAAUGCCUAUAACUGGAUAUAUAUGAGCUCAAGUUUCCAACUACGUGGACUCUUUUGGCUGGGAAUAAUUCUUGGAAUCGCAGUUUCGUUGGUGGUGAUGUGAGAGAAUGUGGAGAGAGGAAGAGAAAGAGACAGAGAAAUUCUUUUUUUUCAUCUCGAAA